Messenger RNA from Eurypyga helias (sunbittern), 1989 nucleotides. RefSeq names its product transmembrane and tetratricopeptide repeat containing 3 (gene TMTC3). The transcript is spliced from 8 exons. Gene Ontology annotation, biological process: protein O-linked glycosylation via mannose. Gene Ontology annotation, molecular function: protein binding; mannosyltransferase activity. The record is from RefSeq and is a predicted model, not a curated record. Lineage: Eukaryota; Metazoa; Chordata; Aves; Eurypygiformes; Eurypygidae. Gene Ontology annotation, cellular component: endoplasmic reticulum. Bases 1 to 1989 code for a protein of 662 amino acids.
AUGAAAAAAGCUGCUUUUUCUCCUUCCUUUUGCUCUAGGUUUGAUAACCCAGCUGCUGUUAGUCCAUCACCAGCAAGACAGCUGACUUUCAACUACCUCCUGCCUGUAAAUGCUUGGCUGCUUCUCAACCCCUCAGAAUUAUGCUGUGACUGGACAAUGGGAACAAUUCCUCUCGUGGAGUCUUUCUUUGAUGUUAGAAAUGUUGCCACCCUUACUUUCUUCUGCUUUCUGGGAUCUUUGAUUGUCUUCAGUCUUCGCUCUCCUGGGGAUUCCUCCAAGACUGUACUGAUGGCACUCUGCUUAAUAGUGCUACCAUUCAUUCCAGCAUCAAACCUCUUUUUUCCUGUUGGAUUCGUAGUAGCAGAACGAGUGCUGUAUGUUCCUAGCAUGGGAUUCUGCAUUUUAGUAGCACAUGGAUGGAAAAAAUUAUCAAAUAAAAGUGUGCUAAGAAAAAUUUCUGGGGUUUGCUUGGCUGUGGUACUGUUCACUCAUGCCUUAAAAACACUGCACAGAAACUGGGAUUGGGAGUCAGAGUACACGUUGUUUAUGUCAGCUUUAAAGGUAAAUAAGAACAAUGCAAAGCUGUGGAACAAUGUGGGGCAUGCGUUAGAAAAUGAAAAGAAUUUUGAAAGAGCUCUGCAGUUCUUCAUACAAGCCACGCAAGUGCAACCAGAUGAUAUUGGUGCCCACAUGAAUGUAGGAAGAACUUACAAAAACUUAAACAAGACUAAAGAAGCUGAAGAAUCAUAUAUGAUUGCUAAAUCAUUGAUGCCACAGAUUAUUCCAGGUAAGAAGUAUGCAGCAAGAGUUGCUCCUAACCAUCUGAAUGUUUAUAUCAAUCUUGCAAACUUAAUUCGAGCAAACGAAUCUCGCCUUGAGGAAGCGGAUCAAUUAUAUCGACAGGCAAUUAGUAUGAGGCCAGAUUUCAAGCAGGCUUACAUCAGCAGGGGAGAAUUACUUUUAAAAAUGAACAAACCUCUGCAAGCCAAGGAAGCUUAUCUUAGAGCUCUAGAGCUGGACAGAACCAAUGCAGACCUGUGGUACAACUUGGCAAUUGUUUACAUUGAACUGAAAGAUGCAACAGAAGCCCUGAAGAACUUCAACCAAGCACUGGAACUCAACCCAAUGCAUAAACUGGCAUUAUUCAACUCAGCACUGCUAAUGCAGGAAUCUGGUGAUGCUCGGCUUAGACCUGAAGCUAAACAAAGACUGUUACAUUAUGUGAAAGAAGAACCACAGGAUGCAAACGGGUACUUCAAUUUGGGUAUGCUGGCCAUGGAUGACAAAAAAGAUACGGAAGCAGAGGCAUGGAUGAAGAAAGCCAUAAGUUUACAGCCAAACUUCCGAAGUGCUUUGUUCAAUUUGGCACUGCUUUAUUCUCAGACAGGAAAAGAAUUGAUGGCUUUGCCUGUCCUGGAAGACUUACUGAGAUACUACCCUGAUCAUACCAAAGGUCUGAUUUUGAAAGGAGAUAUCCUUAUGAACCAAAAGAAGGAUAUUGUUGGAGCAAAAAAAUGCUUUGAAAAGAUUUUGGAACUGGAUCCCAACAACGUACAAGGAAAACAUAAUCUUUGUGUGGUUUAUUUCGAAGAACGGGACUUAAUAAAGGCAGAAAAAUGUUUGGUUGAAACACUAGCGCUGGCACCUCAUGAGGAGUAUAUUCAUCGUCACCUAAACAUAGUUAGAAGUAAAAUUGCAUCACUUGGUGCUAUGGGACAGUCAUCACUUCCAGCAGAUGGGACUGCAGCUGCAGAAGAAAAAAAAAAAUCCUUUCAAAAUUUGAAAGAAGUGAAAAACGAGCAAAAAACCACCCAAACAUCAGUUGAUAACAAUAAAGGGCACUCAAAAGAUAUGAAACAAACAGAGAAAGACAAUAUGGGCAAAGAGACUCCCAAAAAAUCUACAAAAGAAAUCAAAGACAUUGAGAAGAAAAGAGUUGCUGCUUUGAAAAGACUAGAAGAGAUUGAACGUAUAUUAAAUGGUGAAUAG